Procambarus clarkii (red swamp crayfish) is the source of this 4623-nucleotide messenger RNA. Its product is annotated as tubulin alpha-1 chain. Gene Ontology annotation, molecular function: GTP binding; structural constituent of cytoskeleton. NCBI's taxonomy places the organism in Eukaryota, Metazoa, Arthropoda, Malacostraca, Decapoda, Cambaridae. Gene Ontology annotation, cellular component: cytoplasm; microtubule. The record is from RefSeq and is a predicted model, not a curated record. Gene Ontology annotation, biological process: microtubule cytoskeleton organization; mitotic cell cycle.
UCAACAAGUGCACACCAGCAACUAGUUCCUGAAUUUUGACCGUAGUUUUAAAAUAGGAGACGCGUUUCUUAGUGGAUCUUUCGUGGUUGGUGAAGCUUACAAGGAAAACCCUCCACCAGCAAGAUGGUCAGCGGAGGCCGAGAAUGCAUCAGCAUCCACGUGGGUCAGGCCGGGACCCAGAUGGGCAACGCCUGCUGGGAGCUGUACUGCCUGGAGCACGGCAUCCAGACCGACGGCACUAUGUUAGCGGACGAGUCUGUUGGGUACGAGGCAGACGACUCCUACAACACCUUCUUCAGCGAGACGAGGACGGGCAAGCACGUCCCGAGGGCCGUCUUCAUAGAUCUGGAACCCACCGUUAUUGAUGAGAUUAAGACAGGCACCUACAAGGCACUAUUCUCACCAAACACACUCCACACUGGUAAAGAAGAUGCUGCUAACAACUAUGCCCGUGGCCACUACACUGUCGGUAAGGAGCAGCUGGAUGUUGUUCGGGAAAGUAUUAGAAAACAAGCUGACAUGUGCUCAGGGCUUCAGGGCUUUCUUGUCUUCCAUUCUUUUGGCGGAGGCACUGGCUCGGGCUUUGGCUCCCUCCUGAUGGAAUACUUGUCCCUUGAAUAUGGGAAAAAGUCAAAACUCUGCUUUUCCAUCUACCCUGCACCACAGGUCUCAACUGCAGUGGUUGAACCGUACAAUUCCAUCUUGUUCACCCACACAACGCUGGAACAUGCUGACGUGACAUUCAUGGUUGAUAAUGAAGCCAUCUAUGACCUUUGUCAGAAAGAGCUGCACAUCACCCGACCCACUUACACUAACCUUAACCGCAUGAUUGGCCAAGUCGUCUCCAGCAUUACCGCUUCACUGAGGUUUGAUGGCGCAUUAAAUGUUGAUUUGACCGAAUUCCAAACAAACUUAGUGCCAUACCCUAGGAUACAUUUUCCACUGGCUACAUAUGCACCAGUAGUAUCAGCUGAAAAUGCCUUCCAUGAAAAUUUUGAUGUUCGAUCCAUAACUGCCAAGUGCUUUGAUACAUCCCAUCAAAUGGUAAAGUGUGACCCCAAAAAAGGAAAAUACAUGGCAUGUUGUCUCUUGUUCCGUGGUGAUGUUGUUCCCAAGGACGUAAGUGCAGCCAUUGCAGAGACACGCACUAAGAAGAGCAUCACUUUUGUUGACUGGUGCCCAACUGGCUUUAAGGUGGGAAUCAACUACCAGCCACCAACUGUAGUGCCUGGUGCUGACUUGGCCAAAGUUGACAGAGCUGUUUGUGCCCUUUCAAACACAACUGCAAUCAAAGAUGCAUGGGAACGCCUAGACCAUAAGUUUGACUUAAUGUACUCUAAGAGAGCCUUUGUACAUUGGUAUGUUGGAGAAGGCAUGGAAGAGGGCGAGUUUGCAGAGGCUCGGGAAGACUUGGCAGCACUGGAAAUGGACUACCAGGAGGUGGAGCAGAACCCACCAGAUGAGGAUGGCGACGACUACCAAUAGCUCUUCACUCCUGUACAUUCUGAGAAUAACUCCAACUAGUUCUUCACUCUACAUGAUAGUCAUCUACAACUAGUUCCUCAUGCCUCUAUAUCUUGGGAACAGUUAUACCUAGCUCCUUACGUCUUUACAUUCUUAGUGAUGAUCCACUCGAUGAUUGCUUUCUGCUAGCUUUAAUGUUUUUUAUAUUUUUAAUACUUAUUGUACACAGUUUUUAAUUUAACUAUUUUAGAUUGUAUCACAUAUUUUUAUGACAUAUUUAGUAUAUAUCAUGUCAGGGUAACUUUUUGUACUUUACUCUAGUUAGGCUCAGGGCUCCAGCUGCACCACAUUUCAAUGUUGAUGGAAUGUGUUUAAAUAAGUACAGUAGAUAUAUUUUGAUAGGUCAGUUUUGUUUGAUAAACAGGUAGAAUUUGGUUGAUAGAUAUACAGUAAUGUGAUUGGCAAUCAGAUUGGAGCUGGCAGACAAACAUAUACAAGGGGUUUAUUAAUAGACAGGAUUUGAUAGGCAAAAUGAUGCUUAACUUAAAUAAUAGGCAGUAUUGCAUUUGAAACCAAUAUUAAAGGGAACAAAAUAGGUAAAGUAUACAGUACAUUGAAAAUGUUCAGUGAUUAGAAAGUUAAUAAAAGUAAAAUUUAUAUUAAAUAAGUAUAUUACUUAAAACUAGUGGAUGCAUUAUAUGUAUAAUUAACAUGCUGGUGGAUACAAAUGUUAAAAUGUUGACUAUUUCUAUACAGUAUAACACUAGUGCUGUAUGGUACUAGGGGAAGGUCAUCAUAAUGAACAAUUAUAUUAGUUUAGAUAGUAUAAGAUGAAUUACUAGCACAAGGUUAUAAGGUAUUAUUAUGUUUUAUUUUUAUUUAUAUUUACUUACUUAUACAAGAGUUCUUACAUUCGUGUAAAGCCACUAGCAUAACGUUUCAGGAAGGUGUUGUUACUAUGUACAUACUAUUUAAUAUUGUAGCUUGCAUAAUGAGGAGAAUAAGAGUAGAGUGGGGUUCCACUGUGAGGCAGUUGGAAGCUUCUUUGUUACUUUUGUUAAUACUAGUACUGUAUAUAUACAUUUUGUAGUUUUUUAUCUCAUUAGGAAAGGAGUUCCAUACUUUAGGUUCCUUUAUUUGCUUGGCAUUUUUGCAAAUAUAGAGUGGGAUUUAGGGCAUGUCAAUAAGUUAGAGUACAGAACAGUACUUGUUCGAUGUUCAUGAAUUAAGUUAAAUCCCCCUAGAGAGAGUGAGUUUAAAGUCUGACUUAACAUUGGAGUUGAUCAGAAUACUGUAUUACUAAUUAAAAACUUUUACUGUAGUUAAAUGUGGAUUACAGUUCUCUUACAUCAUUAAAUUACUUUCAUUUAUAUACAAUAAUAUUGUAAUCCAGGUUAAUUUUUAUGGUAAACAAUUGUGUUAAGUUUAUUGGCACAUUCAUUAUAGAAAUGUGUGUCCACUUUAUAUAGUGUGCAAGUUACUCGGUAUGUGUUAUAUUUGUUGUGCUCGCCAAGAAGUUUAAUUUAAAAAAAAUAAAGUGCCUUGCUUAUCAACUAGAAGCACUGGUCUAAAUGAACCUAAGUGGUGUCUUUUCUCAUCACCUAAGAAAUCAAUGUAAAAUUAGAAGCUUGUUAUUCACUGUAGUAUAAAUGCAAGUAUAAAUAAGCUUAAGAAGCAUUUCAAGAGAAUUCUGUUAGUUUCAGAGCACAUUUUAAUGGAGAUAGAUUUUUCUUCCAAAAUGUUGAAGAGCGAUUUAUAAUAUUCAGUACAGUAUAUCCCUUCAGGAAUACAUGAUGUAAAAUGGGAAAGAAAAUUUUUUACUCUUAACAAAAUUAAAUAUAAUAGUGACAAAUAUGUCUAUUAAAUUCAUGUAUGGUAGUCUUCCAGCACAGGCAAGAACAAUCUACAGUACGGAGAAAGCAAAGUUCCAGGCUAGGUUUUAGUUCCCUGGAGGUAGGCUGCUUGGUCAAGGGAUCUUUUAUGAAGACUUGUCCCCAGAAUACUGAGUGUAACAGAUAAAACCAAACUGUCACUUUGGUUUGGCUAAAAUAUUUACAAAAGAGCAUAUUUUAGAAAGAUAAAUAUUUCUUUCCUUUGCUGCUUGUACAUUUAUGCUAGACUUCUCAAGAAAAUAAGAUAAAUCAAAUAGCCUUUUACUUAAAUGGCUAAUGCUUUAUCCUGAGAUGAUAACCACAUUUACUAGAUGUAUUUUAUUCCAACAUUGCUCAUGUCCUCCAUUGCAGAGGAGCAGCCCACAUGUGUUAACUCCUGAGCUGCCUGUAACCAUACCAUAUAUUUGAUAAUUAUAUAACUGGGAAUUCACAUGCAGUACAAUACAGCACCUCAAAUGGUGUUAAAAUGAAUUGAAUUACUAUACAGACAGGCAGGCUGCAAUCUGUGUGUGUAAUGUUUUUUCACUAUUCUCAGAAUAUACGUAAUGCCUAACAGGAUAUUAUUACUAAAUACUGUAGCCACAAAUGCAGUACAAUAUAUGAUACACAGUAUGUGUACAGUAAAUGCAGUACAGUACGGCAUUUACAUACAUGUACAUACAUGAUGUGUGAUAGAUGCCAUGAAUGUAGUUUAGAAAUUGCGUAAAACAUGAGCUACAUAGUCAGAGCAUGGUAUUGCAGUAUUGUGCACCAAUACAAUGUCUUGGCUACACAAAUUUUGUUUGCCAUUUCACAUAUGGGAGAACCCACCUUAACUAAGCUCAAAACUAAAUUGUGCAGGUUGAAAUUCAUGUUACUUAAACUCGGGCAGAGUACAGUACAUGUAUAAGGCAUAUAAAGGUGGCUACCUAUACAGAUACUAAGAGUUAUAUAGUAUCUAUAUACAGUAAAUUAUGGAUUAUUAUAUAGGUCAUCUAAACACUUCUGUAUUGUGGAAUUAACCCAGCAGAUUUAAAUUUGUAACUAAAGCCUUAAGGGCUGAGGAUUUCUUUUUACUAUUUGAACAAGAACACCUUCAGCAACCACUCAUUCCUUUUGUUUUAUAAGCAUAACAAUGAGAAUUUCUUGUUCACACAUACACUUGUACCUUGCAUUGUAUAGCACAUUAUUGUGAUAUUUGUAUUUGUUGAAGGUGACUUGUUAUACCUAUCCUCAGUGUCUGUGAUAUUGUCUAGUCAUGAAUUGCUCAAUAAAGUUACAAAAUGUA